This is a messenger RNA of Colletotrichum higginsianum IMI 349063, 1293 nucleotides long. RefSeq names its product Salicylate hydroxylase. NCBI's taxonomy places the organism in Eukaryota, Fungi, Ascomycota, Sordariomycetes, Glomerellales, Glomerellaceae. Gene Ontology annotation, biological process: secondary metabolite biosynthetic process. The transcript has 3 exons. The record is from RefSeq and is a predicted model, not a curated record. The coding region runs from base 1 to 1293 and encodes 430 amino acids. Gene Ontology annotation, molecular function: FAD binding.
AUGACAAUCAAGAGCCACCCAACCCCAAAGCCUCUCAAGGUUGCCAUCAUCGGCGGUGGUCCUGGUGGACUAGGCGCCGCCAUCGAAUUUGGAAAGCUUGACUACGUAGACUGGACGCUUUACGAAAAGAAACCCCAAAUCAGCGAGACCGGAGGCGGUAUCAGUUUGCAACGACACACGUGGAGGCUGCUGGAGUUGAAUGGGGCAGCCAAGAACAUACACCCAGACGAUUUCUUCAGGUCACCAGACGGCACGAGUGGACAGCAAAGAAACGGCAGAACCGGCAAGCUUCUGGAGCAAAGCAGACAUCCCGCGGACACGCCGCCCCAACAGCUGAGCUGCCGCAUGGUGCGGGCGAAGCUGCAAGCCGCCCUGCUCAAAGAUGUCGACCAGUCGCGUGUCAAGACUUCAAAAAAGCUGACCAGCAUUCUGGUUCUGCCGAAUGGCAAGGUCGAGAUCAGCUUCGAAGAUGGCUUCACCGACGGGGUGGACUUGCUGGUGGGUGCUGACGGGAUCCGAUCGUUUGUGAGGUCGUUUGCCUUCCCUUCGCACAAGAUCAAGUACAACGGCCAGUCCGCCUACCGCACCAUCAUCCACAGGCCGACGGCCGAGAAGAUUGACGGGAUCCCGCAGUCCCCCGUCUUCUGGCAGAACACCGGCGGGAAGUACGUCUUCACGUGCCCCCUGGGCGGCGACGACUUCGAGGUGACGGCGCGCAUCCGCCGGCCGAUCGAGGGCCAGCAGCACGUCAGCUGGGGCCGACCCUUUGACUUCUCGACCAUCGCGUCGGAGUACGACGAGUUCUGCGAGCCCGUCCGCAAGGUCAUACAGCUUGCCGCCCAGGGCGAGACCCAGGAGUUCGCCCUCUUCUCGGGGCCGCGGCUGGAGAGCGUCAUCUCCCACGGCGCCCUGGCCCUGAUCGGGGAUGCUUCCCACCCCCUCUCGGGCGCGUUCGGCGCGGGCGCCGGGUUCGCGCUGGAGGACGUCUAUGCCCUGACUCGGAGCAUCGACUGGGCUCAGCGGAACGCAAAGGGCCUGCCUGCGGCGCUGGAUCUGUACGACCAGAUUCGGUCUCCGCAUUACCGUGACCUGUACGGGGUUCUGGACAACUUUGCGGCCCUCAACUCCGCGCUGCUGGCCGAGAAACUCCCCGUGGAGGAGGAGAUCGAGGAGCGUGUGAGGAGGGCGGGCGAGAGCAGGAGUACUUGGAUGUACCAUUACGAGAUAGAAAAGGCCGUCGAUAAGUUCCUCGGGGCAACUGGCGAACUUGGCCAGGUGGCUUCCGUGCUCUGA